Messenger RNA from Chironomus riparius, 7765 nucleotides. NCBI's taxonomy places the organism in Eukaryota, Metazoa, Arthropoda, Insecta, Diptera, Chironomidae. The record is from the annotation of a GenBank genome assembly.
ACAAAGUGACUCUUAAUUGAUGUAACUUGAUGAAAUUCCGUACUUAAGAUACUUAAUCUGUUGAUAAAAUUCACUUAAUCCAUUGUCUUGACAGCUUAUCCCAAAUUAAUUAAUUUUUUAAUUUUACUUUUGUUCUCUUUACGUUUUCAACAACAAAUUGGGUUUUUACUUUGUUGUUCCCCUUUUUGCAACAAAUUCAAAUUUAUUUAUACCGUUAAUUUUAUGAUCUAUGUACUAUGUUUUAAUUCUACUUUGGAGCUAUAAAAUAAGUAUCUUCUUCAGUUUUAACUGCAUUUCUCAGCACAUCCUUUUUGAUAUUUCCAUCUGUAACCUUAUCAUCUCUUAAUGUUAGCUGAUAAUUUUCGAGGACAGUGUAAAGUGGUUCAACAUUUUCAGUAUUUAUGUUGUGGAUCUUGCUCGCAAAUUCUAUUGAAUCCUCAAGAACCUUUACUGCUUCCCUGAAAUUAAUUAACUGAUUCAUAAUGUAUCUAAAACAUCAAUAAUAAUCAUCUUACUUCCUCUCGAGAUCCACAAGACUUAAUUUUUCUAAUAAAAAUAUUUCAUUUUCAGUGAUUUUUAUUCUUUCAGUUUUCUCACUAAAUUGGGACUUUACAGUUUCCUGUGGAACUUUCGUCUUAAACUUUAUCUCCUUCCAAUCAAAUAUUUUUUUUUUAGAACUACAGAAAGUCCUUAAUUGAAUUAAAUUUUUAAGAUUUCUUGUCAACAUACUUUUCAACGCAAUUCUAAUCCGAAAAAAAUAUAAUCCGACAUUGUUUACAACAACAACAACAAUAAUAAUGUUGCGGAAAAUUUGUGUGAGAAAAUAUUCGAUUUUAAUUAAUGAUUUUGAGCCUCACAGUGUUAUAUCUGUGAUUCAAUCGUCAAAAAAGGAUUUGAAGAAAGCGAAAAGUUUAAAAGUAAGGAAUGACAUUAAAGAGAAUGAAGAGAAAAAGGCUCAAAACAAUGUCAAUGAAAUGGGAAUUCAGAUGAUCAAUGAACAGUUAAGCCGGCAAAUUUUUGGGAACAUUCAAAAGCCUGUAUUUGAUGCUGAAGUCAUUGAAAAGUAUCGGAAAGAGCUAGUAAGUCAUGGAAUAACUAAUUUGGAGACUCCAAUACUUCCAGAUGUCGAUUUAAAGCUUCCAAAGCUGAUGGGAAGUAACAUCCAGGAGCACUUUUACAAUAUAGCAAAAAAUCAAGUACAGGAUUAUGAGAAUCUGAUCAAAAAUAUCCUAUCAGCUCAAGUACCUCAAAAGCCAAAAAAAUGGAUUUUUGUAGCUGGCUGGACAUGCUAUGAUGUCGAGAAAGGAACGUCAUAUUCAGUCCCUUAUCCUCAGGAAGAUAUUUUAAUUUUUGAUGUUGAAGUAUGUAUGAAUGCAGGAAGUUUUCCUGUUAUGGCUACAGCUGUUGGACCUAAACAUUGGUAUUCGUGGACUAAUAAAAAACUUAUAAACCUUCCAAAAUCUGACACAAAAUCAAAGAAACUCACUCCAGAUGAUUUGAUUCCUAUGGAAUCAACAAUUGAAGAUACAGGAAUAAAUCUAUGUGAUCGAUUAAAGAAGCCACGACUAGUUAUUGGACAUAAUGUUUCCUUUGAUCGUGCACGAAUAAAGGAACAAUAUUGGCUAGAAAGCACAGGAACUAGAUUUCUUGAUACAAUGGCUCUUCAUGUGUGCGUUAGUGGAGUUACAAGUUAUCAACGAGCUAUGAUGAAGGCACACAAAGAGUUAUCAGAAGAGGAUCAAAAUUGGGGAAGUUUAACAUCACUAAACAGCCUUAAAGAAGUUCAUAAAUUAUAUUGCAAAAAGGAAGAAACUUUAGAUAAAGAAAUAAGAAACAUAUUUAUGGAAGGUAGCUUAAAAGACAUUCGAAAUGACUUUCAGAAUUUAAUGACUUACUGUGCCAAUGAUGUUAUAGCAACGAAUGAAGUAGUUAAACAGCUUUAUCCACUUUUCGAUCAAAGAUUUCCACAUCCAGCAACUCUAGCAGGCAUGUUUGAAUUAGGAUUAGCUUACUUGCCAAUCAACAGUAACUGGAAUCGAUAUAUAAAUGAAGCAAAUUUAGCAUAUGAAGAUUUAGACAUUGAAUCCAAAGCAUUACUAUCCCAAAGAGCAGAUCAUGCUUGCAGACUUAAACAUAAUGAAGAGUACAAAAAUCAUUUAUGGAUGUGGGAUCAAGAUUGGACAGAGCAAGAACUAAAAUUUAAGAAAGCAAAAUCUAAAGCCGAUAAUGAUAUUAUUGAAGACAUGCAGAACAAAGAUAAAGAAUUUCAAAAUUUAAGUAGGAAGUUUCAAAAAAUCAUACAAAAAAAAGUUCUAUUACCUGCUCGAAGACCUCUACUUCCUGGAUAUCCGCUUUGGUAUCGAAAUUUGUGUGUUAAGGAUAAUGGAUCAAACGACUGGACCCCAGGAGUUUCAGAAUUAGGAACAGGAAUGCAAAUUGCUCCUAAAUUACUGUCCCUCUGUUGGGAAGGAUUUCCUUUACAUUUUAUAAGAGGUGAAGGCUGGGGAUUUUUGAUGCCUAUUAAAAGUCAACGAGAAGAAGGCGAUACAGGAAAGAUUCCACUUGAAGCAUUAGUCAAGAAAUGUCCACUUCGAAUAGAUAAUAAGGCAGCAAAUGAAAAUGAAAGUUGUGAAGCUAUGUCCAAUUUGUGGACAGACGUUGAGAAGAAUUUAAGUAAAAAGUCUUAUUACAGUAAGAAAGGCAAGAAGUAUGAGUCGUCAAAAGUUGAUGAUAGAUAUUGUGGAUCAGGAGUUUGGUGUAAUUUGGAACUGGAAAAUUGUUGUUGGUUCUUUAAACUUCCUCAUAAAGAUGGAAAAUCCAAGAAUGUUGGAAAUCCUUUAGCUAAGGAUUUUAUUAAUAAAUUUUCUGAGAAUGUGCUGACUGGUGAAGGUCAUAUUGCAGAAAGAAUAAUAGAAAUAGCACGAAUGCUUUCAUAUUGGAGAAAUAAUCGAGACAGAAUUAUGGGACAAAUAAAAGUAUGGCUGCCAACUUCAUCACUUCCAAAACAUUUAGCAACAAAGGAGAUGGAAUAUGGUGCUAUUAUUCCUCAAGUAGUAGUUUGUGGAACAUUAACGAGACGUGCGAUGGAACCAACUUGGAUGACAGCAAGUAAUUCUAAAGUUGAAAGAGUAGGUUCAGAACUUCGUGGAAUGGUACAAGCUCCUGAAAACUACAAAAUUGUUGGUGCUGACGUGGAUUCUCAGGAAUUAUGGAUUGCUUCUUUAUUAGGAGAUACAAAUCGAAAGAUUCACGGCUCAACAGCUUUUGGAUGGAUGACUUUAAGUGGAACAAAAUCUAAUGGAACUGACUUGCAUACAAUUACUGCAAAAGCUGUAGGAAUUUCAAGAGAUCAUGCCAAAGUAAUUAAUUAUGCUCGAAUUUAUGGUGCAGGACAAAAUUUUGCACAAACACUUUUAAAGCAGUUCAAUCCAUCAAUAUCUGAUAAUGAGGCAAAGUCUAAAGCCAUGAAAAUGUUUGCACUGACAAAAGGCAAUAAAGUUUUUUAUCCAUUAAAAGAUUAUGAGGAAGAAUAUUCAACAGUUAAAGGAUUUUCACAAUUUGAAGCUAUGCGAAUUGCUUCUAAUUAUUCCAAAAAUGUUCUUGAAAUGUUCUCAAAAUCUCAAUGGCACGGAGGAAGUGAGAGUGCCAUGUUCAACAAAUUAGAAGAGAUUGCUGAAAGUAGUCUGCCUGUAACUCCAUUCCUUCAAUGUAGAUUAAGUCGUGCCUUAGAACCUCAAUCAGGAAUUGAUGAUAGAUUUUUACCUACUCGAAUAAACUGGGUUGUUCAAUCUGGUGCUGUAGAUUUCCUUCAUUUAAUGCUGGUAUCUAUGCGAUGGAUUAUGGGCGAUAAAAUAAAGUUUUGUCUAAGUUUUCAUGAUGAAGUCCGUUACAUUGUUAAAGAUGAGGAUGCUGAUAAAACAGCACUUGCCAUGCAUGUCACGAAUCUUCUUACACGAUCAUUUUGUGUAUCAAAACUUGGAUUCUGUGACUUGCCACAAUCAAUAGCUUUUUUCACGUCCGUUGAAAUUGAUAAAAUUCUUAGAAAGGAAGCUGAAAAUGACUGCAAAACGCCAUCAAAUCUACAUGGAUUUACUAAUGGCUACUCAAUUAAUUACGGCGAGUCUGUUGAUAUUUAUGAAGCCGUAAAAAGAGUAGGAAAUGAUAUGACAAAGUGGAAAGUAUAGAUUUGUAGUAUUAUUUAAAUACAUUUUUAUUUUAAAAAUAAUAAAAGGUAAUUUCACUGCCUAGUCCAGCUGUAUGUCUUAAAGAAGGUUCAAACAUUUAAAAGCUCUUUAACUAAGUCUGGAAGUGGCUGUAAAUCAGUUGGAAAUUCAUAAUAUUUUGGAGCUUUUCUUAGUAACAGUUCAUCAUGUUCCUUCCAGAAUUUCUCUUUAAUUAAGUCAUCAUAAAUAGGAAUCGCAAUUUUUCUCGUCCUACUUUCGUCAAUUUUAAUCUGUUUUGUUAGUAAAAUAGUUCCUUUUCUAUACAUUGCAGGUAAUUUGUUGUAAUUAAUUCCAAAUUCACUAAACAGCAACUCAUUUUUAUCACUUGAGACUGUUCCUCGAAGCUUUUCUUCUGCUUCCACAUUUGUUAAUCCUUUUUUAAGCACCAAGUUCCAAAAACAUGUAUUAUAAAGAUUAUUAAUAUGAACAUCAGCUUGUCUCCAGCUCAAAUAGUCUUUCAAGUUUUCUGUUGUUGGAUAUAACACAUAUCUAGCAUCAAAACACGGGGGAUAUUGAAGUUUUUGAUCACCAAACCAUCGGUUCCAGUAAAAUACAAAAGAUGAGGUAAAGAGGCUGUUAACAUUCGAUACAAUUUUUGAUGCUCGUCUGUUGUAGACGUUUGCUGUUCGAUGAAACACAAAAGAGUAUUCAUCACUCUGUCCAUAAGCUAUAAUUAUUUCAUUAAAUUCUUUCAUAACACAUCCUGCAGCAAAGUUCAUAAGAUUCAAGCUCCUUAUGUCAUUAGGCUUCUCAAAAUUAUGUGUAUUAGCAAAUUUAUGAAAGUUCUUCCCGUCGAUUCUUACAACAAUCCAGCAAUUUUGUAAAAUUUUAUCAUCUGCCUCAAAUGACUGCAAAAUACUCGAAUUUACUCUUUGCCAUCACUGUCCUAUGAAAUUUUCGACUUGAUUGAAUUAAAAUGUAUUUUAGAGUACGCAGCAACAUGUGUAGGUAAACAAAUCAAUGCAAAAACACUAAUUUUGAAUUUUUUAUGAUCGUUAUUAUUCGAUUCUCAGGUUUUAAAGCAGCAUAAAUAUUGAGUAUAAUUUUAUAAGAUUUAUUAAUAUAAUAGGCAUAAAUAUAAUUAUAGUGGAUUAAUAAAAAUUUAACGUUCAGCUAAUUGUUUGAGUUGUUUGAGAACUGUUUCUAAUAAUUUCUUCUUGUCUCUUUCAGACUUUUUCAGAACAGUGAACAUAUUCUUCUUCUCAGCUUCUCGGAUUUUCUCAAUCAACACGAUUAUUGUCGAUGGUUCGACUAAUGAAUAACGAUUUUCAGCCUUUCCAUAAUCAUGCAAAUAAACCGACCAUUCCUCCAAGAUUAAUAAAUCAAGUAAUUGUCGAACUUGUGCGAAAUAUUUUGACAGCUCAUUUUCUUUGAGUCCAGGAACUGGGUCACUUGCUGCAAAGAAUUCACAUUGCAUUAAAUCCAAGCUGAUUUGUUGUAUUGCACCAAUUGUGACUUGUUUCACAUCUUCACUUAAUAAUAGCUUAUAAAUUGCAUUUGCAAUAUGUUCACAAGCCUUUCUGCAAGCAAUUAAAGCGACAUUCGGUAAAAUGAAUGAAAAACUGUGAAAAGUGCUCUGUAGGAAUGAAAUCAAAUCAGAUAUGAAGGGUGAAGCAUGUCCAAUUGAUUCUGUCAAUAACCAGUCAUAGCUUUCAAGUUCUUCAAAGAAUUCGUCCAAUUUUGAGCACAAUUUGAUCGAUACUUGUUGUUCUGCUUCCGCUCGAGCGACCUAAAUAAGUUUUAUUGAUAUUAAUAUACAGUUUAUAAUUUAAAAUUGGUGACUUUGUUACCUGAAACAUGGCCAUUGAAGGUGCUUGCUGAUUUUGAGUUCCUGUCAUUUUGCAGACAAAUUCAUCCAAAAAUGGACCAGCUUUUUCCAAAUAUUGAGUGUCAAUGAUGAUUUGAAUGACUUGUUGCAAAGCUAAACUUGAUCCAGGAGAUUUAAAGACUAAAGAAAGACACCCUGAAAAGCUUCUUGUAAGUAAUAAAUUAGCAGCUUUCCUGACCAUUGUAGCGACCUCGUUAGGUGAUAAAGUUAAUUCCUCACUGAAUUUCAUGCAUGAAAACAUAAAUUCCAUAGCUUGUUGAUAGACUUCAGGCACCAUUCUUGAGAAUGGAAAUUUCUUUGGAAAAGGUUGUUGCUCCAACUGCUCUGAAUGAAAUGGGAAGCGUUCGAGGACACUCUCGUACUCUUCAAUUGUGUUUGUUUCUAACGGAAGGAAGUCACAAUUAUUUAAAAUAUCUCGAAACUCAAUGACCCAUCGUUGAAGCAGAACUUCAUUGUAAUGAUCUCUAAGUUCUAAUAGGAAGUCAAAUAAUUGAGUGACUGUGUAUCCAUGAUAUUUUAGUGUCGUUAUGCUGAGCAUUAUUAAAUUCUUAAUUCUUAAUAAAAUAUUUGGAUCUGUGCAUGAUGAGGAACUCAUGCUUAAGACAUUAAUUGCCUUGCCAAGAGAUGUAUUCCAUAGAUCUUCUAAAUAGCUUCUUGUUACAAUCUCUCCACUGCUUGUAUUCAUUACAUGAUCCUCAACAAUAAAGAAUCCAACAAUUGAGUAAAUGUACUUCUUAUAAGCAUCUAAAUUGUCAUGCAUAGCUUGAGGUGCUUGUAGGACGAGUUUUGCUUGAUCUUUUCGUUGCUUUUGAUAAUACUUUGCGAAAUAUUCCUUAUCAUCUAGUACUGUGUAAAUGUGCAGGCAUCGAUAAAUUGGAGAAAAGUCGAUAAGAUCUGCAGCACACAAUUCCUCAUCAUCCAUUGAAUAUUCUUCUGAUAUUUUAGCACUAUGUUCUUCAAGGACUGUCUUUAAAUUACGUUUUUGUGAUUCCUUCGUAUGCCUUAAAGCUCUUUCGCCAAUAAAAUGAGAAUAAUCCCUAACUUUUUGGAGAAAUUCACAAAAAUCAUCCAGUGACUUGAUCUCCUUCUUUAAUCUUGGAAUGUUUUCAAUUAUGGCUGUUGCAAAUCUAUAAUUUGCUACUUUUGGAAGAUGUUCCCUUUCAAGGACUUCGAGUGUCUUGAGUGCUGGAUAAUAUCGUUUUUCAUUAACUUGUUUCAUUAAUUUUGAAUAACAUUCCAGAACUGGCAUACAUAUUGAUAAUGUCUCAAUUGUGGAUGCAAUGUUACUUUCAACCUUUCUAGCUUCCAGUAACUCAUAUCCUUUUUUAAUUAAUCCUUGAUUUGCUUGAUUUAAUGCACUGUUUAAGCUGAUAACUUCUGUAUUUAAAUUAUUUGUUUGAGCUCUAACUUGCAAGAGUUCUCGAAUGCUAUCAAUGAAUCCCUGAUAAUCACGGCAUAUUCUCUCAAUUUCCUUAUCGUGAUGAACGAUUCUCUUUUCCAGAAUAGCUGAAUGUUGUUCACAAACUACCUCCAAUUUUGAAUCACUUUGUAAUAAUGUCCGAAAAGUACUUUGAUAAUUCUCUUCUACCGCUUCAAUCUCCUGAAUUAGUAUAUUUGUCGUCAUCACUCGAUUUAUUUCUCCAAGAUCCUUAAUUAAGAAAGAUUUUUUGUUGUGAAAACUGAUGUGUAAUCUGAUAAAUCUAAUGUGUAAAUA